Molecule: messenger RNA, 519 nt
Organism: Leptonychotes weddellii (Weddell seal)
Lineage: Eukaryota; Metazoa; Chordata; Mammalia; Carnivora; Phocidae
Source: RefSeq, a predicted model, not a curated record
AGGAUUGCGACUCCAUGGUUUGUGCAUCAUUGGAUGGAGCCAGGUCCAUGUGGCCUUGCCUUUUGUUUACUCUUUUACUGGAUGACUGUACUGCCCUUGAAGUUGAUGUUUGUCUUUGGAAAGAAGUGGGCAACUUUUUCGAAGGAAAUCACCUGGAGUCUUGAUGGACUUUUCGGAUUGAGGAAGCUGCUGGUUCCCAUUUCAGAGUAUACAGUCAUUAAUGAAGCCUGCCCUGGAGCCGAGUGGAAUAUCAUGUGUCGGGAGUGCUGUGAAUACGAUCAGAUUGAGUGCGUCUGCCCCGGAAAGAAGGAAGUAGUGGGUUACACCAUCCCUUGCUGCAGGAACGAGGAGAAUGAGUGUGACUCCUGCCUCAUUCACCCAGGUUGUACCAUCUUUGAAAACUGCAAGACCUGCCGAAAUGGCUCGUGGGGGGGCACGCUGGAUGACUUCUACGUGAAGGGGGUCUACUGCGCAGAGUGCCGCGCGGGCUGGUACGGAGGAGACUGCAUGCGUAAGUAG